Messenger RNA from Calidris pugnax (ruff), 612 nucleotides. RefSeq names its product signal-regulatory protein beta-1 isoform 3-like. Lineage: Eukaryota; Metazoa; Chordata; Aves; Charadriiformes; Scolopacidae. The transcript is spliced from 3 exons. The record is from RefSeq and is a predicted model, not a curated record. The coding region runs from base 1 to 480 and encodes 159 amino acids. Gene Ontology annotation, cellular component: plasma membrane.
AUGUCCUGGGUGUGGACGCUGGGGUGGCUCAGAACUGGUGCCCAGGUGACUCAGGGCUUUGAGCUGUGCCAGGACAAGGUGUCAGUGACAGUGGGGGAGACGCUCACCCUCACCUGCACCACGUCCAGUGCCAGGCCCGCUGGCCCCGUGAAGUGGCUGAAGGGCUGGGGCAGUGGGAACCAGACCAUCUAUGACCAGACGGGCUCCUUCCCUGACGUGAUGAGGGCGGUGGAUCAGUCUGAAACAGACUUCACCACCCACAUCAAGAAAGUCUGCCCUGCAGAUGCCGGCACCUAUUACUGCGUGAAGGUUACUAGACAUAUGGACCGUGUUGAGGUUUUUCGGCGUGGAAAUGGCACAGAGGUGUCUGUACAUGGUGUGAGCCUCCUGUCCAGCCCCGGCUUGUGGCUUGGCAUCCUGCUGGAGAAGGGUCUCCUCGGUGGUCUCCUCAUCUUCCUCUUCAAGCGUGCGAGGGCGUGAGGAGGGAAACACCGGGGCAGCCGCCGCGUCCUGCUCCCUGUGGGCUUGCAGUUCCUCACUUCGCGGCACCGGGAGCGGGUCCCGGGACUCGGCCGUCACCAGCUUUGUCCUGUGUACUUAGAAAUAAAGGCU